Molecule: messenger RNA, 2802 nt
Organism: Syngnathus acus (greater pipefish)
Lineage: Eukaryota; Metazoa; Chordata; Actinopteri; Syngnathiformes; Syngnathidae
Product: rho GTPase-activating protein 18-like
Exons: 11
Coding region: 125-1861 (578 amino acids)
Biological process (GO): signal transduction; regulation of small GTPase mediated signal transduction; negative regulation of stress fiber assembly
Cellular component (GO): cytoplasm
Molecular function (GO): GTPase activator activity
Source: RefSeq, a predicted model, not a curated record
CUAUUCCCAAGCUCCAAUUAAAGUGGAAGAACGCCAAUUGCGUUUGUGCUCCAAGCUCCUCCUGCUUGCAUCCUUGCGCCCUUCCCCGCCGUCUGUCCAACAUCAGCACAGCGGCACGCGGAGGAUGAUGUCGUCUUCAUCGACCGAUCAAGCAGUGAGCGCUGACCCCCAGCACAUCGCCAUGGAAACAUACUGGCAAGAAUUGGAGAGCAUGGAGGAACAGGAAGAGGAGGAGGAGGAGGAAAGGAGGAGUAUGGACGAGCUGGAGUUGGAGGAAGCAUGGCUAAACGAGGCGGGGCUAUCUUCUCUGCUGGUCGGUUCGUCGGCCGAGGAGGCUCCUCCCCCUGCCCGGGCGCCGUCCCCUGCCCGGGCGCUCCUGGCCACGCUGACGCGGCAACAAACGCUCACCGUCAAGACGCGACUACGCAACUACACACACACGCUGAAGAACUCGCACAAACAAGCUAUCGUGCACGUCAAGGACAUCUUUGCUCCCGACUUUGAGUCUGUCGUAAGCCCCGCCCUUCAGAGUGACACCAGCCAAUCAGCGCAAAGUUGCUACGACAAAAACACCACCAAAACCAUACGGAGACACACCAAGUCCGCGCACCCCGACCUUUCCUCGUUCUGUUACGACGUCAGGCCUUCGUCCCCGCCCGCGACCUCAAAGCACCCGGCAGCUACUCAAUCUGAGCGGGCCAGGCCAGCUGAUUGGUUGGCACGCAACAGUCCGUACUCUGACGGCGUGGCGGAGCAUAAACGAAGCGGGACUUGUUGGGACUGUCUGCUUGACCGCGGCAGGGACGUGCCGUUUGUGUGUCCAAGUCAGGGCAUGACCCAGGCAGACGAUCUGUCGUCGGCCGAUGUGAAGCGACUGCGUUUCAUCUGCCACAUCGAGCUCUCCACCUUCCUGCUGGCUUUGGGCGUUCAAAGCAAACGCACGCGGCCAGCGCGCACCAGGAGCGGCGGUGCGCUUGCCGGCGCCGUCUUUGCUGUUCCGCUCAAUGCGCUGCUGGACAACGACAGGAAGAAAUGUCCCGGGCUCAAAGUUCCUCUCGUCUUUCACAAGUUGUUAUGUGUGUUACAGCAGACUGGCCUGCAAACUGAAGGCAUUCUCAGAGUAUCCGGAUCAGUCGCUCGUCUCAAGUACCUGCGCAGAGAGUUAGACAGGUGUCCGGAGGGGUUCGAUUGGUCAGCGGUGCGACCGGUGGACGCCGCUGGUCUCUUGAAGCUUUUCAUCCGAGAGCUGCCCACUCCUCUGCUGACGCAUGCGCACCUGCCCACCUUCCGCGCUGUUCUGGGUAUGCGCAAUUCACUCACACGCUCGCACCCAUACAAUACAAGUUCACGUGUGCGCGCGCGCACAGGUGUGUCAGGAUCGGUGCACCAGGUUCAGGCGCUGCAGUUGUUGUCUUUCUUGCUUCCUGAGGCACACCGAGAAACUCUCAAAGCUCUGCUGGUCUUCCUUCACCAGGUAGUCUCCCAUCAGGAGCAAAACCGGAUGUCCCUUUGGAACGUGGCCACAGUCAUGGCGCCCAACCUCUUCACCACUCAUCGCCGCGGCAGCAAGGAGCGAGAUGGCCUUGAGGAGGCGGUGGGUGGGACUCACUUGGUCCGGCUCAUGAUCAUGCACCAGGAACUGCUGUGGACAGUCCCCAACUUCCUUUUAUCUCAGCUAAGACAGAUGAACCAAGCGUCCAAUCAUAAGCUUGGUCGUUUGCUCAGGACCAGAAAUGACAAAAACAAGAAGCAGGUAAGAACUUUUACUCUCCAUAAUUCAAGUUGUCCCUGUACACAAGCAACCACGCUGAGGGAGCUGUCAGCCCCCAAAAGGAGCUCCUGGUGUGGCCUUCCGUUUUAAGGAGGCCUCCAACCCAAAAGUGAAGCCGUCGCAUGUGUUGUCAAGGUGACCGAGCUGUGCGAAGGCAUCAUUAAGGUUUACGCUCCGUUCCACGCCAAAGUUUCUAUGGCAAUACAGCUCGACAGGCAGAUGACAGCCCAAGAUGUCACUGCCCACUUCAAGUGCGACAACAGCAGGUACAGAGCAGCACGCGAGCACGCACGUGAACUUUGAUUUUGUCAUCUGUCCGGGUUCGGCUAAUGUUGAAAGAAGGCAACUGGACUGGCUGCUGCUUGGGAACUCUCACAAUCGUGCGCUUUGAAGCAAUCACAACAGAUGGCAAACAAAAGUCAUGAGAAGCACGGCAGACUUUUCCGCAAGCGUCCAAUUGCCUCCGUUCAACUUUCUCGGCGCGCAUCCGCCGUCAGGUCGAGCGACACCAAUGGAAUGGGCGUCCGGGUCAUGUGAUCUCUGUGCAGCGGCGCGCAGCGUCUCUUUGAAGUCGGGGGCAACAUUGGCGAGCGGCGUCUCCACCCGGACUGCCUUCUGCUGGACGUGUACCGCGAAAACCCUGGCUGCGAAUGGCUGGUCAAGCCCUGAACGGAGCGAGCGGGAUGCCGACUGGCCGGCCGGCCGGCCACCUCGACGUUUGUGCUCAUGAAACUGAACAAAGAGUUUUAUUUGAAUCAGCUCAUGUGGUCCACGUGCGACUCCUCGGCAGCCAUGGCGGCGGCCUGCAGGGCUUCCGUGUCACUCUGCAGAGGAUUAGCCAACUUCCUCUCGCUGUGCAUGUUGUUCUCGUGACGCUUCAGAUCGGACGCCUGUCGACACACAGGAAACACCGGCGUGCGGUCAGUCGCGUCGCAAAGGCCUACGCCGGCGAGCAUUUCCGGCAAACAAACGCAAAGUGCGGGCGAGAUUCAACACUUCACGAUACAAAGAAUAAAAGAUGGCAGCGUCAA